This is a messenger RNA of Ustilaginoidea virens, 1623 nucleotides long. RefSeq lists its product as uncharacterized. NCBI's taxonomy places the organism in Eukaryota, Fungi, Ascomycota, Sordariomycetes, Hypocreales, Clavicipitaceae. Gene Ontology annotation, molecular function: nucleic acid binding; zinc ion binding. The coding region runs from base 1 to 1623 and encodes 540 amino acids. Gene Ontology annotation, cellular component: cytoplasm. The record is from RefSeq and is a predicted model, not a curated record. The transcript is spliced from 3 exons.
AUGGGUGCCGGCCAGUCCGCGCCAGCAACACUGACGACUAAAAGAUGUUAUUACGAACUGAUAGGAGUGGGCAGGGAUGCUACUGAUGUUGAAAUAAAGAGAGCCUAUCGGAAAAAGGCUCUGGAACUACACCCAGAUCGAAAUCUCAACGAUAUACAGGACGCAACGACAAGAUUUGCGGAAAUUCAAGCAGCAUAUGAGAUCCUGUCCGAUCCCCAGGAACGAGCCUGGUAUGACUCCCAUCGCGAUGCUAUCCUAGCAGGACAAGACGAUCCUGGCGAUAGCCCGGAGCCCAGGACCUUCCACAAUGUCAGACUGACCUCAGCUGAGGAAAUUUCAAAUUUGAUACGAAGAUUUAAUUCCGCUAUACCAUUUAACGACGAACCUACAGGAUUCUUUGGGGUUGUGAGGGAAACAUUUGAACACUUAGCACUCGAAGAACAAGCGGCGGCGGCAUAUGGACAGACGACGGACUACGCCACAUUUGGAUCUUCCGAAGAUGACUACGAUUCAGUCGUCAAGUUGUUCUAUACCUCUUGGUCUGGAUUUUCCACCCAGAAAUCAUUCUCGUGGAAGGAUAAAUAUCGCGUAUCUGAAGCCCCCGACCGUCGCGUCCGUCGGCUAAUGGAAAGAGAGAACAAGAAGCGCCGAGAAGACGCUAUUCGUGAAUUUAAUGAUUCUGUUCGGUUCUUGCUCACCUUUGUUCGGAAAAGGGAUCCGCGGUAUCUCCCGAAUAUACAAUCCGAGGCAGAGCGGCAACAGUUCUUGCGAAAUGCAGCUGCAUCACAAGCUGCUAGGUCACGGGCAGCCAAUCAGGAGAAAUUUGGGACGUACGAGCGUCCUGAUUGGACACACCAACACCAUGACGAGGAACUUGAAGGUUUCUUUUCCGAAGACGAAGAGGAAUGUGAAGUUGAGAUUCUCAACUGCAUUGUUUGCAGUAAAUCUUUCAAAAGCAGCCAACAACUAGAGGCUCAUGAGCGCAGCAAGAAGCACAUCAAGGCUACUCAAAACUUUUGCAGACAAUUGGAGAACGAGAGCAUCAGUUUUGAAUUGAAUAAUAAAGCUGUCCAGAAUCAGGACGCCGGGCAAGCUCAAAAGUCGUCCAUUAGUCAGGAGACGCAAUGGAUCGAAACUAAGAGCGUCAUAAAGUCUUUAGCCUUUGAUGACGAACCCGAGCUGAGCCAUAAAUUGAAUCAGUACGCAGGUGCAGAUGAACUAGGACAAUAUGGUGGGCAAUCAUCCAACUUGCCUACUAAACAGGUCGACAAUGAAAAGAAUGGCAAAGAAGACUCGCCCAGGGGAGAGGCAGAAGUUUGCCUUGCUAGCGAAACUUUGACGGAUCACCCUGUCUCGCAUGCUAAAUAUGAGUCAACUUCUCUCGUCGACGGUUUCAAGCCUCAACCUCUGUCUACGCAACCAAAGAUAGGAAUGGCCAAGUUGAAGCGACAAAAGAAAGCCGCCAGUCAGCUAUUGAAGGCCAACGGAGAGUCAACUUGUAAGGUCUGUCAUGCUGCUUUUGUCUCCAGAUCAAAGCUGUUUGAUCAUAUCAGACAGAAAAACCACGCAGCUUCAGGUCUGGAAUCAACAGAGUCAUGGAGUAGUGGUUUGAAAAAAUCCUAA